GGAAUGCUGGUGCUGUGUGUUAUUUUUUUGUUCCAAGUGCAAUGUGCACUCUCUCAGGGACCCGAAGGAUUUUUUAACAGCUCUUCACAUGUAACUUUGAACUCUUUAUUUCAAGUACGUAGCAGGACAUCAUUAAGUUUCAGAACUUGCUCCAGUGGCCAAUUAUUAUACCAAGAGGGCAUUACUGGAGAUUUUAUUGACCUUACAUUAUUGCCUUCUGGCAGUUUAGAGUUUUCAUGGCGUGUGAAUAGGCUUCAGCAUUCAGUUAGUGUAGGUUCAAAUCUGAUUGAUAAUCACUGGCAUGAUGUAGAUCUCCUGUACAGACUGGGAUCUGUAUGGCUCACUGUGUCUAGAAAUACUGUACUUGUGGCAAACAGUUCAUACCAAAAUGAUAUUUUUGAUUUACGAUUAGAACAUUCACAACCUGAGCUUAUAGUGGGUAGAGGAUUCACAGGUUGUAUUCUACAAGGAGCUGGUGUUGUGUUAAAUGAUUCAAACAUUAAUUCAUCUGGUGUCAUUUGGGGUAAAUGUCCUCUACCUGACAGAGGCGAUUGUUAUGGUUAUCAAGUGGAUCAUUGUUUUAGUCAGCCAUGCCAUAAGUACAGUAAAUGCGUCUCUCUGCCAGAUAGCUAUGAAUGUGUUUGUACUGCAAGAUAUACGGGACAAAACUGUGAUAUAGAUUUAGGUCCAUUAUGCAAUAGACCCGAAUACAAUCGCUGCCAAAAUGGAGGUGUAUGCCAAGAAGAUAAAGCUGGUAAUUUUACUACUUGUGCUUGCCCACCAAAGUUUACUGGCACACAUUGUGAAACUAUGAUUGACAAUGCAUUUUGUGACAUUAUGCCUUGCCGUAAUGGUGGAACAUGCAACAUCAAUCAGUACCAAGAUAAUUAUGUCUGCACUUGUCCUCAAGGUUUUGCAGGUGUGGACUGCGAGUUAAAUAUUGAUGAGUGUCAGUCUUCACCUUGCCAGAAUAAUGGUUCUUGUACUGAUGAAAUAAAUUCUUAUUCAUGUGAUUGUGCUGGUACUGGUUACCGAGGUCCAAAUUGUGAAGAAAAUAUUAAUGAAUGUGAAGAAAACAAUCCUUGUUAUACUGGUAGUCGCUGUUUUGAUCGUUAUGGUGACUACAUCUGUGAUUGUCCACCGGGAUUUGGAGGGAAGAACUGUGAUCAAGAAGUCAAUGAAUGUGAUUCCAAUCCUUGUCAGAACAUGGGGACAUGCAUUGACAAUGUUAAUGGCUACCUAUGCCAUUGCAUAACUGGUUUUGCUGGCAUCAAUUGUGAAGAGAAUAUUGAUGAGUGCAGUGGGAUUGCAUGUCCAGCCAAUAGCCAUUGUAUGGAUGGUAUCAAUUCAUAUUCAUGUGUUUGUAAUCCUGGAUAUUCAGGUGCUGUUCCUCAUUGUCAAGAAAUUGAUGAAUGUGCUGGGAGUCCCUGCCUUAAUAAUGGAACAUGUGAAGAUCAGCUGAAUGGGUUUUUAUGUAACUGCAAAAAGGGAUUUCUUGGAAAACACUGUGAAAUCAAUAUUGAUGAAUGUGAAUCAAACCCAUGUCGGAAUGGUGCCACAUGCAUUGAUGGAGCUGGGCAAUAUAUUUGCGAGUGUGUGAUUGGCUACACUGGGACCAAUUGUGAAAUAGAUAUUAAUGAUUGUGAACCAAAUCCUUGUAAAAAUAACGCUAAGUGCACAGAUUUGGUGAACGACUUCUUGUGUGACUGCCUUCCUGGCUGGGAAGGCAAGAUGUGUGUUGAAAAUAUCAAUGAAUGUCUUUCCCAACCCUGCAUGCAUGGUCAAUGUGUUGAUUUCCUGAAUAAUUUUACAUGUAGUUGUGAUCCUGGAUAUGCGGGUACUCUUUGUGAUAUCAAUAUCAAUGAAUGUGACUCAAGUCCUUGCUUUAAUGGUGGAACUUGUACUGAUCUUGUUAAUGACUUUUCUUGUGAAUGUCCAGAAAAUUUCAUGGGGAAAAGUUGCCUUGAAGUAUAUGAUGCAUGUCGCUCUAUGCCUUGUACAAAUGGUGGUACCUGUCAAACAAACAUUCCUUCCCAUGAAUAUCAUUGUCUUUGUUUAAGUGGGUAUUUGGGAAAUCAAUGCGAAAUUGAUGUUGAUGACUGUGAAGGUAUAGUUUGCCCACCAGGAAAAAUUUGUGUGGAUCAGCCGAAUGCAUAUGAAUGUCGAUGUCCAGUUGGAUUUGCAGGAGAAGAUUGUUCUGUCAAUAUUGAUGAAUGUAGCAGCAAUCCUUGCCUUAAUGGCACAUGCAUUGAUGGCAUAGGUGCUUAUGCGUGCCAUUGUCCAGAGGGUUUGACAGGAAAACUAUGUGAAGCUGACAUAGAUGAAUGUCUGAACUCUCCUUGUGCUCAUGGUAUUUGUCAAAACAUGUUUGGAAGUUAUUUGUGUUACUGCACCCCUGGAUAUACUGGCACACAUUGUGAUAUAGAAUUUAAUGAAUGUCUUUCAAUGCCUUGUAAAAAUAACGCAACAUGUAAUGACCUUGUUAACAACUAUAGCUGCACAUGUACACCUGGCUUUGCUGGUCGAAACUGUGAAGUAGACGUAAAUGAAUGUGUUUCAGACCCAUGCCGAAAUGGAGGUACCUGCAGUGAUCUAAUCAACAGAUAUGAAUGUUCUUGUAUUCCAGGAUUUUCUGGACAAAAUUGUGAGAUUAAUAUAGAUGAAUGUGCCCCACAUCCUUGUCUAAAUGGAGGGAUUUGUAUAGACCAAAUUAAUAAGUUUACUUGUGAUUGCUCCAAUACUGGAUUUUCUGGUACUCACUGUGAGCAAAAUAUAGAUGAGUGUUCAUCAAACCCCUGUCAGAAUGGAGCCAGGUGUGAAGAUAUGAUCAAGGAUUAUUACUGCCAUUGUUAUGAAGGAUAUAGAGGGAAAAACUGUGAAAUUGAUAUAGAAGAUUGUGCUUCAUAUCCAUGCUUAAAUAGUGCUCUUUGCUUAGAAAAUUCUAAUCAAACUUUAUAUGAAAUGAAUUAUCUUGGUUUUUAUCCAUCAUUUUCAUAUGAAAAUGCAGCUGGUUACCGAUGUAUCUGUUCUCCUGGAUUUACUGGAGAAAACUGUGAAACUAAUAUAGAUGAUUGUGAAUUUAAUAAAUGUCAGAAUGGUGCUUGCAUUGAUAGAAUAAAUCAUUAUGAUUGUGCUUGUCGUGCUGGAUUUGAUGGUCAAUAUUGUGAAAGAGAUAUCAAUGAAUGUCAGAUAUUAGAACCAUGUCAGAAUGGAGCUACAUGUAUUGAUCAUAAAGGGGACUAUGAAUGCAAGUGCUUACCAAAUUAUGGUGGAAAGAACUGUCAAACAGAGUUAUUAGGAUGCAUUGAUAUUCAUUGUGAGAAUGGUGCUACUUGUAUACCAAUUUUAGAUGACAAUGGUAAUCAUAAUUAUGAAUGUUUGUGUGCUCAAGGUUUUUAUGGUGAAUUUUGUGAAAUAGUAACUACAAUUUCUUUUAAAUCAAGAGAUUACAUGCAAGUUACUUCAUACAAUGAGAUACAAAAUGCCUUCAACCUGGAAUUCCACUUUCGCACAACUCUUUCAAAUGGUCUUUUAAGCACAGGUCUUGUAUCAAAUAUAAUGUUGCAGUAUUUAUUAUAUUUAUGGGAUGGCAUGAUUAAAGUCGAUAUUUAUAAAGAUAAUAUUCAUGUUGCUGAACUUUUUUCUAAAAGUAACCAGAAUGACUCUUUUUGGAAAUCAGUUAGGCUUGAGUUUGAACCAACCAAAGUAUCCUUAAAUGUGAGUGAUUGGGUUGUUCAUAAAAUGCUCAACUUUUCUUCUUUGAAUUUCACUGUACAAUUUGGAGCAUACCAGAAUUCUGUGCUUGCUGUUCAGCCAAAUACAAAAGAUUUUAUUGGUUGUGUUCAAGAUAUAUAUAUAAAUAAAGAUAUAAUUAUUCCAAAACAGAAUGGUUUACUUUUUGGUGCUACAGAAGGUUGCUUUAGGAAAGAACAGUGUGAAGGUUCUCCUUGUCACAGUGGCUUUUGCCAAGAUAAUUGGCUGAGUUAUGAAUGUAUUUGUUCAAGACCAUAUUUUGGAGUUACCUGUCAGUAUAGUUAUGAAGCUGCAACAUUUGGAUAUCGAAAUGAAAAAUCAAGUGCACAGCUACUUAUUGCUGAUAAUGAUCAAGUUCUUCCAUAUGAUGACAUAGAUGUUUCCUUUUUUAUGAGAACUAGGAAUGAAUCUGGAUUAAUCUUCUAUAUUGGUUCUAGCAUAAAUGGUGCAAGCAAUUGCACUACUGACAAAAAUAUAAAUGACACUUUCAUGCUGGCUAGAUUGUAUUUAGGCUAUUUGCAAGUCAUCCUUAAACAACAGAAUGGAGAUAUUAAAACUUUAACACAUAUGGAGAAAAUAGAUAAUGGCAAUAAUUACUUCAUACAAGUUCUGAAAAACAGUUCCAUGCUGCUAAUUAAGGCAAAUGAAUCAGUACUGACUGUGCCUGUUUCAAGUUCUCAUAUUUGUACUGAAGCUCUGUAUAUGGCUAGUUUUCCUUCACUCAGUAGACACACAAGACAGACAAACUCACCCCAUUUUAGACAUGAAAUUGAGACAGUACAUUUGGAGGACAUUACCUUCUUCAAAGGGAUACUUCAAGAUUUUAGAAUCAAUAACAAGGAAGUUGUGUUUUAUGAGCUGAAUGCACAAGGAGAUCAAUUUCCCGAAAUAUUAGGACAGGUAGAGUUGUCAGAAAAUGUGAAAAAAGGUGUAGUUAGUGAUGAUCCAUGCAAUAUUCUGAAUCCAUGUCUUCAUGAAUCUGUGUGCACAGAUGUAUGGAAUGAUUAUAUUUGUAUUUGUCCUGAUGACUACCGAGGAAAGAACUGUGAAGAGCGAAAGCCAUGUGCAGAAAAUGCUUGCCCUAGCAUAUCUGAAUGUAGGAAUCUUGAAAAGGGCUAUGAAUGUGUUGCAAGUGCAGCUUUUAAUGGAAAACAAAGUGGUAUCCAUUAUCAAGUGCAGAAUGUGACCAGCAGUAUAACAAAUAUAACAUUCUCAUUCCGAUCCAUCACGAAUGGUACAAUAUUAUGGUUAGAGGGAAAUCAAAAGUCUGGACCAAACCAUUUCCUGCACGUUGAAAUUGUUUCAGACACAUUGAAUGUAAAUUGGGAUUUGGGUCCAUCCUAUGAGAAUCCUCACAAAACUGUUAGUGAAAAGAUUGAUGUAGGAAGAGGAGAAUGGCAUCAAGUAGAAAUAUGGUUUGAUGGCAGUUUGGUGCACUUGAAAGUUUCUGGCAAUCCUGAAAACUUAGCAGAAGAAAAUUAUUCAGAUGGUUUGAGAGAACUUUUAAAUGAAGGGGCAGAUGUGUAUAUGGGAUACAAACCUGGAGCUGAGACCCAGUUUCAGGGCUGCCUUGAUGAUGUUCGCAUUGGCGGGAUUUUGCUUUCAUUUUUUAAUGAAUCCUUCUCCCCCAGUUUAAGUAAUCCUUUUAAGAUCAUUGAAAAAAAUGUUGAAUUAGGAUGCAUACUUUGUUGGGAUGAAGACUGUAUUCACGGAACUUGCCAGAACAAAACAGAUUCUUAUAACUGUGAUUGCUUUAAUGGCUAUGAAGGUCAGUAUUGUGAGGAAGAUUUGUGUUCUACACGAAAUCCUUGUGAAAACUCGGGUUCAUGCUAUCAUGAUAUUAUAGAUGGAAGUUUACAGUGUUCUUGUCCUAAAGACUUUACUGGUGCAACCUGUACUGAUCCCAAUCAUUGUGAACCUGAGCCAUGUUUCAAUGGUGGAACCUGUGUUCCAGGAAAUGGUACUUAUAGUUGUAAGUGUCCUAGCAGCUAUGAAGGUCCACAAUGUAAUUAUACUAAAAUUUUAGAUUGUAAUGCUGUUCAAUGCGCACAUGGCAGUUGUUUAAAUAUUGAUAUAUCAGAAACAAAAAAGUUUAAAUGCAUUUGCUCACGAGGCUAUAAAGGUGACUAUUGCAAUGAAACAGAAGAUUUUUGUGGAAGUAAUCCAUGUAAAAAUGGAGGAGCUUGCAAAAUUUAUCAAGAUGAAGAUUAUGCUACUUAUCGAUGUGAAUGCAGUAGAGGCUUUGCUGGAGAUCACUGUGAAAUCAAAAUUGAUGAAUGUUUAAAUUUUCCUUGUGAACAUGGCACAUGUACUGAUUUGUCAUUUGGCAACUAUAAAUGUGAUUGUUAUCCAGGUUAUCAAGGGAAAAACUGUUCAGUUAAACAAAAAUGUGAAGAUAAUCCUUGCUUUAAUGGAGGAACCUGUGAAAAUAUAGAUAAAGAUCCACAAUAUAAAUGCAAGUGCCCUCUAGGUCAUAUCGGCUACCACUGCAAUAUACGUAAUGAGUGCCAUCCAUCAAAGUGUAAUCACCAAGGAGAUUGUGAACCCAGCUUUGAUGAAAAUGAGCUUUACUUUAUUCACCGUUGUUCAUGUUAUGAUGGCUAUAGUGGUGCUGAUUGCUCAACAAAGUUGGCUAUCAGUGGAAGUGAUGAUGAUGGUACCAAUCUCAUUCUUAUGAUACUCAUUCCUGUGAUGUCAUUAUUUAUUGUGUGCCUACUUAUUGGAACCAUUGUGUUCCUGAGGAUAGCCAAAAAGAAGAGAGCAACUCGGGGAACGUAUAGCCCCAGUCGACAGGAAAUGUUUGGCUCAAGAGUAGAAAUGAAUCAUGUUAUGAAGCCUCCACCUGAAGAAAGACUCAUAUAAAAUGUCAUAAUUUUUUUAUGCCUGAUGUUUUAAUAUUGCACUUAUGAUAAUUUUAGGUUCCAGGAUUUGACUACUUAUGUCCAGCUGUCUGCUCCAUAAGCACCGGAAAAUGAUCUUUCAAACAUGUGACAAAAAUACCCAUUUUAGAAAUAUCUAUACUUUGACUAAAUCAGUUUUGAUUGAUUAAGGACCAGAGAUUAUUUUCAAAUUUUACAAACAUUUGAGUCAUCUAUAUCAACAUAUUUCUUCAUUAGAUAAUAUAAAAUAAUGUUUUUUAGAGAAAGAAGAAAUGAAUCUUGCCUCAUUUUAUAAUUGCAUCAUUUGAAUAAUGUAUUAUUUGUACAUAUGAAUUUUUUGUGUAUAUUUAUUUGAUCAUUGUAUGUUUAAUUUUAUUAAUAUCUGAUGAAAGUGCAUAUUAAUUGUGUGUUAUGUAAAUUCUGUAUGAAAAGUUCACUUGCUAAAUAAAAUGAAUAAAAACUGAUAUUGCUUAUCAGGAUUAAAAUAUUGUUUUUAAAACUUGCCAUUAUUAACUUCAUAAAAUCAUUCAAUGUAUGUAUUCAUCAAAAUAUUAUUUUAUUGGAAAGAUGGAAGUUAAUGAUGUAGGAUUUUAUAAGUGUAUAUAAUACUAUUUAUCUCACUUGUAAUUUAUUAUCACAAGAUUUUAUAAUCUGUGCUUAAAUUCUCACCAAUAUUAUCUUUUAAAAAUAGUAUAUGAUGCACAUGAUGCAUAAUAUAUGAUGCAUAAUAUAUGAUGCACUGAAAAGAUUGUUUUACAGGAACAGUUGUUCUCAGAGUAAUUUAUAUAAAAUUUUAAUUUUAUUUACAGUUUUCUUUUACAUUAGUGAAGUUUUAUUUUAUAAAUCUGAGUUAUUUUUCAGUGAUUUUAAUGUAAAAAAUUUAUUGUAAAAAGCAUUUAUUUAAAAUACGGAAAAUAAUUCAUUAUGAGUAAUUUAAAACUAUAAAUGUUUAUUUAUUGAACUUUACAUUUAUAAAAAAUAAUAUAAGUGUAGAAAUGUCAUUUUACGCUUGACAUGUUUUAUACCAUUUUUAAAAUAUAACAGUAACAAAUUCUCAUUACAUAGUUCUAUUUAAAAUUAUACAAUAGUAUCAUUCUUUUGACAAGUAGCUUUUAAAGUAAAUACUUUUACUAAAUUUUAUAUCUAUUUUUCUCAUAUCUGCGCAAAUGUUUUUUUUUUUUUUUUUUUUUUUUUUUUUUUUUUUUUUUUUUUUUUUUUUUUUAAUUGUUAAAAAUCAAUCGAAAUAUAAUGUUUAAAAUAGGUUUAUUUGUGAACACUACAAAUAUGUUUACAUAUAGACAUAUUGUAUUAUAUACUGAUUAUAUUUUUUCCAAAAUUAAAUCAUCUAAACUUUGUUUGUUUUACUGUAAAAGAAAGUGAAGCAAAUUUCACAUUUGUUGAAUAUGUGGUGAUUUAUAAAGAAAUAUUUUUUAAUAUCAUAUUCAUGUUUGUAAUAUUGUUAUGCCUUGCAGUUAAAACAUGAAACUUCGUCCAGUUACAGUUGUGAUAGUGUCCGUCCCUCAAGCAUUCCACUAUGUUCUUGAAAAAUUGUAAUAUUUACCUUUGCCGUCCAUUUUUUGUAGACUUGCGUGUAUAAAAUGAUUGUAAAAUAAAUUAGUUUUCCAUGUAAA
Molecule: messenger RNA, 8263 nt
Organism: Stegodyphus dumicola
Lineage: Eukaryota; Metazoa; Arthropoda; Arachnida; Araneae; Eresidae
Gene: crb
Product: cell polarity complex component crumbs
Biological process (GO): Notch signaling pathway
Molecular function (GO): calcium ion binding; Notch binding
Source: RefSeq, a predicted model, not a curated record